CGGAGGCGGCAGGCGGGGCCGGCGAGCGGGAGCUGGGGGCGGGGGCGGUGGCCGCCCGGUGCCGCCCCGCCCGGCGCCGCCCCGCCCCACCCGGUGCCGCCCCCGUGCAGCGCGCGCAGACCCGCGGGGCGCGGCAGGGCUCUCCGGCAUCGUGGCGUGGCCCCGGGCCGCUCGACGCGCCGGAGCCCCCCCGGGAGCCCUUGGACAGGUUAUGCUGCCCCGGCGCCGUCCUCUGAGCCCCCGCGAGAAGGAGAAGGGCUAAGCGGGCCGCCCCCCCGCCCGGCACCCGCCGCCGCGCCAUGAGCCGCUCGCCGGUCUCCUCCGAGAUCCACCACAUCGUCUCCUCGGCCUUCGGCAGCCCCGAGCAGGAUGCCCCGGGCCCCGGCUCGCCCACGUUCGGGGAGGAGGAGGAGAAGGACCUGAACAAGGCCCUGGGCGUGGAGCGCUUCGAGGAGAUCCUGUGCGACGCGUACCCCCGCACCGUGGAGGAGGCCGGCCGCAGCUACAGCGAGGAGGACUUCGAGUAUCACCGCCAGUCGUCCCACCACAUCCACCACCCGCUCUCCGCCCACCUGCCCCCCGACGCCCGCCGGAAGAAGGGGGCGCAGAAGAAGGGCAAGAAGAAGCGCCACCGGGCCUCCGCCCCCGGCGAGACCCCCACCAUCGAGGAGGCCGAGGAGGAUGAGGACGAGGCGUGUGACACCGAGACGGAGCGGUCAGCGGAGGAGCUGCUGCAGGGCGGCCCCGCGGAGGCGGUGCAGUUCUUCCUGCAGGAGGAUGAGGGCCCCGAGCGGCGGGCGGAGGAGUCGGCAGCCCCCGCCACGGCGCCGGGCUCCCCCGCGGAGUCCUGCAGGUCCGCGUCCCCCAAGGAGGCCAAGGGAGCCAGCCCCGACGCUGAGGAGGGGCAUCCCGCGGAGAGGCCGGCCGCCGAUGAGGCCGGCUCCCCUGGGCGCCCGGUCCCCAAGUCGCAGCCCGGGCACCGCAGCUACAACCUGCACGAGAGGCGGCGGAUCGGCAGCAUGACGGGCGCGGAGGAGGCGCAGUACCAGAAGAUGCCCACGGACGAGUCGGAGGCCCAGACGCUGGCCUCGGCCGACUUGGACUACAUGAAGAGUCACCGCUUCGAGGACGUGCCUGGGGUGCGGCGGCACCUGGUCCGGAAGAGCGCCAAGGCCCAAGUGGUGCACGUCAGCAAGGACCACAAGGAGCCGAGCACGCGGCACAGGAAGCAGGACCGGCAGCCCCACGAGGUCUUCGUGGAGCUGAACGAGCUGGUGGUGGACAAGAACCAGGAGCUGCAGUGGAAGGAGACGGCUCGCUGGAUCAAGUUUGAGGAGGACGUGGAGGAGGAGACGGACCGCUGGGGCAAGCCGCACGUGGCCUCGCUGUCCUUCCGCAGCCUUCUGGAGCUGCGCAAGACCCUGUCCCACGGGGCCGUGCUCCUCGACCUGGACCAGAAAACGCUGCCGGGGGUGGCUCACCAGGUGGUGGAGCAGAUGGUCAUCACGGACCAGAUCCGGGCGGAGGACCGCGCCAACGUGCUGCGGGCGCUGCUGCUCAAGCAUAGCCACCCAAGCGACGAGAAGGACUUCUCCUUCCCGCGCAACAUCUCGGCCGGCAGCCUGGGCUCGCUGCUCGUGCACCACCACAGCACCAACCACGUGGCUGAGGGCAGCGAGCCGGCCGUCACCGAGCCCCUCAUCACCGGCCACGCCGUGGAGCACGACACGCGGAUCGACGUGGAGCGAGAGAGGGAGGUCCUGACCCCCACACCCCCCGCUGGCAUCACUCGCUCCAAGUCCAAGCACGAGCUGAAGCUUCUGGAGAAGAUCCCGGACAACGCAGAGGCCACAGUGGUGCUUGUGGGCUGCGUGGAGUUCCUGGACCAGCCCACCAUGGCCUUCGUGCGGCUGCAGGAGGCCGUGGAGCUGGACGCGGUGCUGGAGGUGCCCGUCCCCGUGCGGUUCCUCUUCGUGCUCCUGGGGCCCAGCAGCACCCACAUGGACUACCAUGAGAUCGGGCGCUCCAUCUCCACCCUCAUGUCCGACAAGCAAUUCCACGAGGCCGCGUACCUGGCCGACGACCGGCACGACCUCCUCAACGCCAUCAACGAGUUCCUGGACUGCAGCGUGGUGCUGCCGCCCUCCGAGGUGCAGGGCGAGGAGCUGCUGCGCAGCGUCGCCCACUUCCAGCGCGAGAUGCUCAAGAAGCGCGAGGAGCAGGAGCGGCGGCUGCUGCUGGAGCCCAAGUCCCCGGAGGAGAAAGCGCUGCUGAAGCUGAAGGUGGUGGAGGGCGAGGGCGAGGAGGAGGACGACCCGCUGCGGCGCACGGGCCGCCCCUUCGGGGGGCUGAUCCGGGACGUGCGGCGGCGGUACCCCCACUACCUGAGCGACUUCCGCGACGCACUCGACCCCCAGUGCAUCGCCGCCGUCAUCUUCAUCUACUUCGCCGCGCUGUCUCCCGCCAUCACCUUCGGAGGGCUGCUGGGGGAGAAGACGCAGGACCUGAUCGGGGUGUCGGAGCUGAUCAUCUCCACGUCGCUGCAGGGCGUCCUCUUCUGCCUGCUCGGGGCCCAGCCCCUGCUCGUCAUCGGCUUCUCGGGGCCCCUGCUCGUCUUCGAGGAGGCUUUCUUCACGUUCUGCACGUCCAACGAGCUCGAGUACCUGGUGGGGCGCGUCUGGAUCGGCUUCUGGCUCAUCCUCAUCGUGCUGGUCAUGGUGGCCUUCGAGGGCAGCUUCCUGGUGCGCUUCGUGUCCCGCUUCACCCAGGAGAUCUUUGCCUUCCUCAUCUCCCUCAUCUUCAUCUACGAGACCUUCUCCAAGCUGGCCAAGAUCUUCCAGGAGCACCCGCUGCACGGCUGCGUGAGGGCGAACGCCACGGACGGGGAGGCCGAGACGGCGGGGAACGCGAGCGCGGCCCUGGGGAACGGCACGUGGGGCCGCGCCGCGCCCAAGGUGACGGGGCAGCCCAACACGGCGCUGCUCUCGCUGGUGCUCAUGGCCGGCACCUUCUUCAUCGCCUUCUUCCUGCGCAAGUUCAAGAACAGCCGUUUCUUCCCCGGACGGAUCCGACGGCUCAUCGGGGACUUCGGGGUGCCCAUCGCCAUCCUGGUCAUGGUGCUGGUGGACUACAGCAUCCAGGACACCUACACGCAGAAGCUGAGCGUGCCCAGCGGGUUCUCGGUGACGGCCCCGGAGAAGCGGGGCUGGGUAAUCAACCCCCUGGGCGAGAAUAGCGUCUUCCCCGUGUGGAUGAUGGUGGCCAGUGGCCUCCCUGCCAUCCUCGUCUUCAUCCUCAUCUUCAUGGAGACCCAGAUAACCACGCUGAUCAUCAGCAAGAAGGAGCGGAUGCUGCAGAAGGGCUCCGGGUUCCACCUUGACCUUCUGCUCAUCGUGGCCAUGGGUGGCUUCUUUGCGCUCUUCGGGCUGCCCUGGCUGGCGGCAGCCACCGUGCGCUCCGUCACGCACGCCAACGCCCUCACCGUCAUGAGCAAGGCCGUGGCGCCUGGCGACAAGCCCAAGAUCCAGGAGGUGAAGGAGCAGCGGGUCACCGGGCUGCUGGUGGCCGUGCUCGUGGGCCUGUCCAUCGUCAUCGGGGACCUGCUGCGGCAGAUCCCCCUGGCCGUGCUCUUCGGGAUCUUCCUCUACAUGGGCGUCACCUCCCUCAACGGCAUCCAGUUCUACGAGCGCCUGCAGCUGCUGCUGAUGCCCCCCAAGCACCACCCUGACGUCACCUACGUCAAGAAGGUGCGCACGCUGCGCAUGCACCUCUUCACCAGCCUGCAGCUGGCCUGCCUGGCCGUGCUCUGGGCCGUCAUGUCCACGGUGGCCUCCCUGGCCUUCCCCUUCAUCCUCAUCCUCACCGUGCCGCUCCGCAUGUGCCUGCUCAGCCGCAUCUUCACCGACCGGGAGAUGAAGUGUCUCGACGCGGACGAGGCCGAGCCCAUCUUCGACGAGCGGGAAGGUGUGGACGAGUACAACGAAAUGCCGAUGCCGGUGUGAGCCGCGCGCCAGCCAGCGAGCCGCCCGCGGGCUGUGGGCAGGGCCCGGCCCGGCCGCGGGGCCACCACCGCCGCCCCGCUGGGGACGGGCGCCCCACGCGCCCCACGCCUUCCCCACGCCGCAGGGCCUGUCCCGGGGGCCACGCGCUGCCCCAGCUGGGGGAACCCGCCAAAGAGAAGCUGCCCGCAGCCGUGCCCCGCUGGCGACUCGCUGUCCCCCCCGGGCAGGGAGGGACCCCCCAUGCCCCCAGCCGCGGCACCGGGCCUCGGCUUCUGCCCCCUUGGACGCAUCCUGCCCCCACUGCGGGGCAGAGCCAGCCCGGACUGCUCUGCAGAGCUGCAGGGCCGUGCCCUCGCCCCAGCCCGGCCCGGGCUCCAACCAGACAAUCAGGUGUUUUAUUUAAGAGUAAUUUAAAUGGCAAUAAACAGCUUUAUAACGAGAACGCCGGGCUGCGGGGUGUUGAGACGGUUCACAACGCUGGCGGGGUUGGCAAGGAGGAGGAGGGCCAAGGCCGGGGCGGCGGCGGGCCCCCAGCACCCGCCUGCCCGGGGCAGGGCGGCGGGUGGCACCCGGGGCCCCGCGGGGCGAGGGUGCUCCACAGCCGGGGCACGGCCUCUGCCCCACGGCUGCAGCAGCCGGGGCCCCGCGCCAGCUGCCCGCGGAGGGGUUGGGCUGGCUGCGCCCCGGGCGCUGGGGCGGGGGUGUCGCGGGCUCGCGCGCGCCCGGGCUGCUGCCUUGUACCAAUAAACAGAAUGGACUUUG
Messenger RNA from Dromaius novaehollandiae (emu), 4763 nucleotides. RefSeq names its product solute carrier family 4 member 2 (gene SLC4A2). Gene Ontology annotation, molecular function: solute:inorganic anion antiporter activity; monoatomic anion transmembrane transporter activity. Gene Ontology annotation, biological process: bicarbonate transport; monoatomic anion transport; regulation of intracellular pH. NCBI's taxonomy places the organism in Eukaryota, Metazoa, Chordata, Aves, Casuariiformes, Dromaiidae. Gene Ontology annotation, cellular component: apical plasma membrane; plasma membrane; basolateral plasma membrane. The transcript is spliced from 24 exons. The record is from RefSeq and is a predicted model, not a curated record. The coding region runs from base 300 to 4001 and encodes 1233 amino acids.